Messenger RNA from Molossus molossus (Pallas's mastiff bat), 1217 nucleotides. RefSeq names its product lipoyltransferase 1 (gene LIPT1). The transcript has 2 exons. Gene Ontology annotation, molecular function: lipoyltransferase activity. Gene Ontology annotation, cellular component: mitochondrion; cytoplasm. The record is from RefSeq and is a predicted model, not a curated record. Lineage: Eukaryota; Metazoa; Chordata; Mammalia; Chiroptera; Molossidae. Gene Ontology annotation, biological process: protein lipoylation. Bases 21 to 1166 code for a protein of 381 amino acids.
GAGCGCGAGCGCGCGCCGCCAUGGGCGCGUUCAGAAGCAGGAGCAUGCUGGUCCCAUUUUCAAAGAAGAAUUGCUUCCAGUUACUUUAUAACUUCAAGGUCCCAGCAACUGGCUUUAAAAACACAGUAACAAGUGGGCUCAUUUUACAGUCAGUUUCCAAUGAUGUUUACCAAAAUCUGGCUGUAGAAGACUGGAUCCAUGACCAUAUGAACCUAGAGGGCAAGCCGGUUCUGUUCUUGUGGAGAAAUUCUCCCUCUGUUGUAAUUGGUAGGCAUCAGAAUCCUUGGCAGGAAUGUAACCUGAAUCUGAUGAGAGAAAAAGGUGUAAAACUGGCUCGGAGAAGAAGUGGAGGAGGCACAGUUUACCAUGAUAUGGGUAAUAUCAAUUUGACUUUUUUUACAACCAAAAAGAAGUAUGAUAGGAUGGAAAAUCUAAAAUUAGUUGUGAGAGCUCUGAAUGCUGUCCAACCCCAGCUGGAUGUGCAGCCUACCAAAAGAUUCGACCUUUUACUUGAUGGACAGUUUAAAAUCUCAGGAACAGCUUCUAAGAUUGGCCGGACUACUGCUUAUCACCAUUGCACUUUGUUAUGUAGUACUGAUGGGACCCUCUUGUCAUCUUUGCUCAGGAGCCCUUACCAGGGGAUCAAGAGCAAUGCCACUGCUAGUAUACCUUCCUCAGUAAAAAGUCUGCUGGAAAAAGACCCCACUCUGACCUGUGAAAUACUGACAAAUGCUAUAGCUGCAGAGUAUGCUGCUUGUCAUCAGAUUGAUAAUCACAUCAACCUGAUAAACCCAACAGAUGAGAUCCAGUUCCCUGGAAUAAAUAGCAAAGCCAAAGAACUACAAACCUGGGAAUGGAUCUACGGCAAAACUCCGAAGUUCAGUGUAAAAACGUCCUUUAAUGUGCCACAUGAACAGUCACACUUGGAAAUCAAAGUAUUCAUAGAUGUAAAGAACGGGAGAAUUGAAAUCUGUAACGUUGAAGCACCUGAUCAUUGGUUGCCACUGGAAAUAUGUAACAAAUUAAGUUCAAGUUUUAUUGGCAGGAAGUUUUGCCCAAUUGAAACUACUACUCCAACAAAUAUAUUACAUAGACUAUGUCCAGAAGAUAAUGAACUACACAGUAAAUGGAACAUUCUCUGUGAAAAAAUUAAGGGAAUAAUGUGAUUGCAAGUAAAUUUAAUAUUGACAGGUUCAGUGAGAAAAUAAAAACUUUCA